AUGCGUUCUCGAUAUCAAGGAUGCAUUGUGUGCAGCCUUGCGCGCCUACGGAAUAUGCUUGAAGUCCCAGAAGUCACUGCGGCGCGUCCAUCCAAAUUCGUUCUUUCGAGGCUGCCUCGCAAGACCGGUCUCCACAAAAACACAAGUCAGUUCUUUGCGUUCUUGGAAUUGAGAAACGGCCUAUAUGUACCGUGCGUUUUAGCUUCCAAGUGAAACGAGACAUCUGGUCAUUUCCUUGAAAUCUCGCGGAAUCUGAGCUGUCACUCAAGCCUCGCGAUAUUUGUUUGCCGUUGGCGGCUCUGGGCCCGUCCCUUCUGUACAGCAGAGCUGCUUCUGACAUUUGAAUGAAAAACAACCUCACAAAAGCGCAAAACGAUGGCUUCAGCUUUGGAGCAGUUCGUAAAUAACGUGCGGCAACUCUCCGCUCAAGGUCAGAUGACCCAACUAUGUGAGCUGAUCAAUAAAAGUGGGGAGCUUCUGGCCAAGAAUCUCUCUCACCUGGACACUGUUCUUGGAGCUUUGGACAUCCAAGAACACUCCCUUGGUGUGUUAGCUGUCUUGUUUGUGAAGUUUUCCAUGCCAAACAUCCCUGAUUUCGAGACCUUGUUUUCCCAAGUCCAGCUCUUCAUCAGUACCUGCAAUGGAGAACACAUCCGAUACGCAACAGACACAUUUGCUGGUCUCUGCCACCAGUUGACAAAUGCUCUUGUAGAAAGAAAACAGCCGUUACGUGGAAUAAGUAUACUCAAACAGGCCAUAGAUAAAAUGCAGAUGAACACAAACCAGCUUACCUCAGUUCAUGCAGACCUGUGUCAGUUAUGCUUAUUAGCUAAGUGCUUCAAACCUGCCGUACCGUUCCUGGAGUUGGACAUGAUGGAUAUUUGUAAGGAGAAUGGAGCGUAUGAUGCAAAGCCCUUUCUAUGUUAUUACUACUAUGGUGGCAUGAUCUACACAGGUCUGAAGAACUUUGAACGGGCACUGUAUUUUUUUGAACAGGCAAUAACCACUCCAGCAAUGGCUGUCAGUCACAUCAUGUUAGAAGCAUACAAAAAAUACAUCCUUGUGUCACUCAUACUUCACGGCAAAGUACAGCAGCUACCCAAAUACACAUCACAGAUCGUGGGGCGAUUUAUCAAGCCACUCAGUAAUGCUUACCAUGAGCUGGCUCAGGUGUACGCCACCAACAACCCAGCAGACCUCCGUGCUCUGGUCAACAAACACAGCGAGACGUUUACACGGGACAACAACACUGGCCUAGUCAAACAAUGCCUGUCAUCGCUCUACAAGAAAAACAUUCAGAGGCUAACCAAGACAUUCUUGACGUUAUCCUUACAAGACAUGGCAAGUCGAGUUCAGCUCUCCGGCCCUCAAGAAGCUGAGAAAUAUGUCCUUCAUAUGAUUGAGGAUGGAGAGAUUUAUGCAAGUAUCAACCAGAAAGAUGGCAUGGUCUGUUUCCAUGAUAACCCUGAAAAAUACAAUAACCCUGCAAUGCUCCACAAAAUAGAUCAAGAGAUGCUGAAGUGUAUAGAGUUGGAUGAGAAACUAAAGUCUAUGGAUCAAGAAAUCACUGUAAACCCCCAGUUUGUGCAAAAGAGUAUGGGAACGCAAGAGGAUGACGUUGGCAGCAAGACAUCAAGCUACUCCUGAGGAGACUGGGUGGAUCACUGCUUAGCCCCGCCUCUUUCCCCUCAUCCCAAAGCUGGAAAUCCUUCACGAGAGCAAAAUCAGUUCUGUUGAAUAUGGACUAUAUUGAAGGAAAACAUAAAUGUGGAAUGACCUUUUUUGUUUCGUCACAGUGCACCCUAAACAAGAACUCAUUUUUGUCAGUGUUUUAUUUAUCAAUGCUUGGUUGAAACGCCACUGCAUCAUUUACGAUCAUACAAAUAAAGAUACUGGACUUCUUUGUUCAAAAUUA
This is a messenger RNA of Triplophysa rosa, 1915 nucleotides long. RefSeq names its product COP9 signalosome subunit 3 (gene cops3). Gene Ontology annotation, cellular component: COP9 signalosome. Gene Ontology annotation, biological process: ubiquitin-dependent protein catabolic process. The record is from RefSeq and is a predicted model, not a curated record. Lineage: Eukaryota; Metazoa; Chordata; Actinopteri; Cypriniformes; Nemacheilidae. The coding region runs from base 376 to 1647 and encodes 423 amino acids. The transcript is spliced from 12 exons.